This is a messenger RNA of Eimeria necatrix, 2163 nucleotides long. RefSeq lists its product as hypothetical. Bases 1 to 2163 code for a protein of 720 amino acids. The record is from RefSeq and is a predicted model, not a curated record. Lineage: Eukaryota; Apicomplexa; Conoidasida; Eucoccidiorida; Eimeriidae. The transcript has 3 exons.
AUGGGGCCCCUCACGCCGCCGUGGCUGCAGCAAAGUUUGUCUUUGGGUCUUGCUGCUUCUCAAGGAGACACAGAGACCCAAAAGGAAACUUUAAAUGUUCCUUUUUUCCUUUCUCUUGCUUCUGAUGAGCAGCUAGUUGAGCUGCUCAGCUGGGGGCACCCUGCUGCUGCUGCUGCUGAUGCUGCUGCUGCUGAUGCUGCUGCUGCUGCUGCUGCUGCUGAUGCUGCAGCCUCUGCAGCAGCACUUCUGGCGCCCCCCUGGGGCACAGGAAAAGCCCCUCAGGUGUACAGACAGCUAUUAGCGGGUGACCCGCAGCAGCUUGCUGCAGCAGAUGCAUGCAAAGUGUCCCCCAAAGAGCAGCAGCAGCAGCAGCAGCAGCAGCAGCAGCAGCAGCAGCAGCAGCAGCAGCAAGCUCCUGCUGCUGCUGCUGCUGCUGCUGCUGCUGUGGUUUCGGGCAGGGGGCAGCAGCAGUGGGGAUCUCCACUGCUGCUGCCCAGCACAAGGAGCCCUGUCCUCCGCAACAGCAGCAGCAGCAGCAACAGCAGCAGCAGCAAAAGCAGCAGCAAAAGCAGCAGCAGCAGCGGCAGCACAGCAGCAGCAGCAGCUGCUGCUGCUGCUGCUACUCCAAGCAGCAAAACUCAAAAUGAAGUCAACAAGUCUCCUGCCACUUGCAUGGCAUUUGCGUUCUUGCAGGGGGCCCCUGGGGGCCCCCCGGGGGCCCCCCAGGGGCCCCCAGAGGCCCCAAGGGGGCCCCCCAGGGGGCCCCCCAGUACCCUAAAAGAGACUCUCAGGGGGCCCCCUGAGGCCCCACAGGGGCCCCUAAAUGGGUCUUUUAAAGGGCCUCAAAAGGCAGCUGCCAGGGGGCCCCGUGAAGUGCUUAGGGGGCCCCCAAAGGGGCCCCCAAAGGGGCCCCCUAGGGGGCCCCCCGAUACCCUAAAGGGCCCCACUAGGGGGCCCCCUGGGGGCCCCAAGGGGGCCCCCAGAAAGUCCCCACCUUCUGUCUUCUUGCCCUCUGCAGCGCUGCAGAAAGCUGCUUCUGAAUCUUGUGAGGGGGCUCAAGCAGCAGCAGCAACCUUGCAGCAGCAGCAGCAGCAGCAGCAGCAGCAGCAGCAGCAGCAGCAGCAGCAGCAGGAGUGUACAGGGGCCCAAAGAGCAGCAGCAGCAACAGCAGAUGGUAGCAGCAGCAGCAGCUCUUCCCCUGAAGAAGCAAAAGCUACACCGUCAAGGGCAAGACAAACGCCUGAAGCAGCAGCAGCAACAAGCAGCAGCAGCAGCAGCAGCAGCAGCAACAGCAGCAGCAGCAAGGACCAGGGGGCCCCACACCCCGCAGCAACAGCUGCAGCAUCAAGGGCCCCCUGGGGGGCCCCGAAAGAUGUGAAGACGGAAGAGCUGAUAGAGCCUUCAGCUGCUGCUGCUGCUGCUGCUGCUGCUGCUGCUGCAGUUGCACAUAUACCUUUCAGUGAAAAAGACGAAGAGAAGCACAAAAAGGAAAAAGGAGAAAAACAAAAAAAAGAAAAAAGUCUUAUGGGGGCCCUUUUGUCUUCUCAAGGCAGCAGGGGGCCCCACAGAGGCCCCAGGGGCCCCCUCGAGCUGCUGCAGCAGCAGCAACAACUGCAGCAGCUGCUGCUGCUGCUGAAGUCGAGCUCCCGUGCGCAGAAAAAGCAGCAGCAGCAGCAGCAGCAACAGCAACAGAAGCAGCAGCAGCAGGUGCCGGGGCCGGGAACCACUAGGAGUAGCAGCAGCAGCAGCAGCAGCAGCAGCAGAAUGACACCCUCAACUGCAGCAUCAACAGCUCCAGUGGAAGCAGCAGAAGCAGCAGCAGCAGCAGCAGCAGCAGCAGCAGCAAAUCAAACAGGCAAGCCUCACCUGCUGCAGCCCACCAGUGGGGGGCCCCUGUCUCUUACAAAAUAUGAAGCAGCAGCAGCAACAGCAGCACAGAUAGCCCCUCCUCAUUUGGCCUUAAGAGACCUUGAACCUGCUGCUGCUGCUGCUGCUGCUGCUGCUGCUGCUGCAGCAACAGCGGCAGGCGGAGGCGCAGGAGCAGCAAGUGAUACGCGGCCUGCGCAGCCCCUGCUGCAGCAGCAGCAGCAGCAGCAGCAAGCGGCGCUGCAGCAGCAGCAGCAGCAUGCAACUGCAGCAACGGUGGCACCCCUGGGGCCCUGA